AUGCCGUAUCGUCUUGGGAUUUCGUCCAUGUCGCUAGGCCGGUCCUAUGCUGGCCACAGCCUCCAGCACAAACUCUCCAUGGCCGCAAAGCAUGGAAUUGAAGGUAUCGAGCUCUUUUUUGAAGACUUGGUUGAUCACGCUGGCUCCGACUCGCCUUCUGCUCUUCUCGCAGGCGCUGCUUCUGUUCGGGAUCUCUGCUCCUCUCUCGGCCUUGAGAUCAUUUGCCUACAACCAUUUAUGCACUAUGAGGGUCUGGUGGACAGAAAACGACACGAACAGAGGGUUCAAGAGAUGAAGCUGUGGAUAAAGAUAGCCCAGGUGCUUCAAACGGAUAUCAUUCAAAUUCCAUCAUCAUUCCUUCCGGAGGAUCAAGUGACCUCAGAUAUGGAGGUUAUCAUCAGCGAUCUCAGGGAAGUUGCAGAUCUCGGACUUCAAGAAUCGCCAGUGAUGCGGUUUGCGUACGAAAGCUUGGGUUGGGGUACGCGUGUGAACAAGUGGGAAGAAUGCUGGGACGUUGUAACGCGGGUUGAUCGAUCCAACUUUGGCAUCUGCCUCGACAGCUUCAACAUCCUCGCGAGAAUAUACGCCGAUCCCACUUCAGAAACGAGGAAAACCCCCGAAGCAGAAAAAGAGGUUCGCGAGUCGAUGCGACGGCUUGUUGAACGAAUCAAGCCACAUAAGGAAAAGAUUUUCUUUGUCCAGGUUGUCGAUGCAGAACGGCUCGCGCAACCCCUGGUACGUGGCCAUGAAUUCUACAAUGUAGAACAGCCGGCUCGCAUGUCAUGGAGCAGGAAUUGCAGGUUAUUCUACGGUGAGACCUCACGUGGAGCGUAUUUGCCGGUACGAGACGUUGUACAUGCCAUCAUCAAAGAGGUCGGUUAUGAUGGAUGGGUCAGUAUGGAGCUCUUCAACCGAAUCAUGAACAGCGCAGAUCAUGCGGUAGUUGAGGAACUGGCAGAGCGUGCUGCAGAAUCUUGGAGGAAAUUGCAACAGGAUUUGGGGUUCAUUGGGGGCGUUUCGUCUAGUUCACAGAAGUUGGAAAAUGUGCAUGGUAAGAAGGGGCAGGAAACCAAAAAGGUCAUCCAGGAGAUUGAAGUUGCACGCCUUUAG
This is a messenger RNA of Bipolaris victoriae FI3, 1110 nucleotides long. RefSeq lists its product as hypothetical. The transcript has a single exon. NCBI's taxonomy places the organism in Eukaryota, Fungi, Ascomycota, Dothideomycetes, Pleosporales, Pleosporaceae. The record is from RefSeq and is a predicted model, not a curated record. Bases 1 to 1110 code for a protein of 369 amino acids.